AUGGCAGUCUCUUGUAAUCAACAGAACAGUUCGGUUUACGCGUUGUGUUCGUUCCAUAAGAGAUAUACCUAUGUUAUAUUACCAACAUUGCUUUGAACAAUUUUUUUUUCUGUUAAAAAGAAUUUCAUUAUAAAGUAAAAGUCGCGCGGAUUUAUUCAAUUUCAAUGAAUCAGAGACUAUUUUUUUUUGCAACGAGCUUACAUGCCGUACAACGUUAACAAAACAUCUGUAAAAAUAAUUUCUUUUUCUCGUUUUUUUUCAAUAGAAAUUGAUGUUUAAAUAUCGAUGUGUGUAACAUUUAAAAAUGAUUUCGAUAUAUUCGGCGUUUCGGUAGCUUAUGUAUGUCUAUUUAGAAAUGUAUCGUAGUUUCAGACAAUUUUAAUUCAAAUUUACAUUGUGUAACUAUACUCCAUUUUAUUGGAUUCAAUUAAAAUUUAUGGCAUAAACUAAAUGUGUCUCUAAGUGUAGAAAAAAAAACCAGAUGCAAAUCACACAGAAUAUCAUAUUCACACACAUUAUUGUAGAAAAGUGCAUCCAAUAUACGGUGUGUGUAUGUUUAUAAAUGUAACAACUAAAGAACAAUAAAUUCAACAUUACAGCCGAACAGAGUUUUCCACACACACGAUAAGUGCAUUUUGUACACGAAAAAGGCAUAAACACAAAAUGAAAUUCAACUCAAAUACAUCGUCAAUUCAACAAAAUGCCAGCAGCUAUAAUAGCCGUCUUGACAUUCUACAUGUAUCCAAGCCACAGCACGAACACUUUUAGAAGCAUUAAUAAGACACGUCGUGGAUGACGCAACGUUGACAAAUUUUUUCUUUUCGUUUUUGUUUCUUGUAUGCAAUGAAUAAAUUCUUACAUCAAAUUAUAUGAGUUACAAACGAAAAAAUUUAAUUCCACAAAGAAGUAUCACCAAAUUAUCGCCAUCAUUAAACAAUUGCGUGUUGUAAAGAAAAAAAAACUUUUUUCAUAAAUCGAAUCAAGAUUUCAACGUUAAGUUGUAAAUCAAAAAAAUAAUAAAAAUCGUGAAAUUGACAUAUAAAAAAUGUGUGUAAACGAAGAAGUAUAAAUAUUAAAAUUCUUGAUAUAAAAAAACAAAAAACUUGAAACCUUUUUACGGACUCAAAGAAUUAUAAAUUAACAAAAACUAUGCAAAAUUAAAAUAUAAAUGAAGUGAAAUGAAUAAUGUAGAAAGAUUUGUUACAAAAAUAUAGUCAUAACUAAGUAAAUAUUAUAUUCGUCUGAUCACUAAUUAUAAAGGUACACACAGAAUUAAUAAAGUAAAAACUAAUUUUUCAUUAAGUGCAUAGAAUCAGAUUCAUAUUAGUGACAUUUGUGUUUUCAAGUACAUUAUUCAAGUACAUAAAUUUCAACGAAAUUAAUGACGUGUAAAUAAUUGCGUAAUUUGCGGAAAUAAUAAUUUAAUUUCUCUGUUAAUAAAGUUUUCAUAAAACUGUUGUGUUACAGACUCAGUGGAUAAUUUUGUUGGAUUUUCACAAGCAAACAAUAAUUGGAUUUUAGUGCUCCAAUUUUGUAAACAUAUGUGCAAUAUAUUUGAGCCUCACACCAAUUUCGAAAUGGAUAGAAUGUGUUAAUGAAAGUAGUUAAGGAGCUAAAAACACUUUGUGUCAAUCAUCAAAAUGGUCAAAUACAAAGUCUAAUCGACGAAACAUUGUGUAAUAAACAUUGUGUCAGUGCAACAGUUACAAUUUAAAGAAAAAGAAAAAAAACAAUUUUUGAAAACGAAAAUACUCGUACCAAUUACAAAAAAAGACAAUUUGUGUCAUGUUUCGUUUAAAUACAUCAAAUCCGGCUGUGACCGGAGUAUCACAUGGCCAUUCCCAAGUCAUUACCCAACAACAAACGCAUCACAUACCUCAACAAAAUGCACCAGCUCACCAACAGCAUUCGACACAUCAACAGCAUUCACAUCAACCGUUGGGUAGCGUGUUGAGUCAGUUGGAUGCAAUUAGUGUGAGUGGUAGUAAUGGGCCCAGUGACAAUAGCAUUCUCAUAAAUGAGACGAUAUUGACGGCUGUUAAGGCUGAGCCAAUGCACGAUACAGCCUCAACCAGCUCAACUAUCACCAAUGGACAUGUCAUUUAUACACCAAUAAAGCGACCUAGAUUGGAAGGUAACGAUGACUGGCUAUCCUCACCUAGUCCCGGUAGUGUACCCAGUUCAGCACCGCCACUCAGUCCGUCACCAGGCUCACAGAGCCACAACUACAAUACAACAAUGUCGAAUGGUUAUUCAUCACCAAUGUCAAAUGGAAGUUACGAUCCAUACAGUCCGAAUGGCAAAAUAGGUCGUGAAGAUCUAUCACCAUCGAGUAGUUUAAAUGGUUACAGUGCAAACGAUGCGGAUUCGAAAAAAGCGAAAAAGGGACCAACACCAAGACAGCAAGAAGAACUUUGUUUGGUGUGCGGUGAUCGGGCAUCUGGGUAUCAUUAUAAUGCACUCACUUGUGAGGGUUGUAAAGGCUUUUUCCGGCGUAGUGUCACAAAAAAUGCCGUAUAUUGCUGCAAAUUUGGUCAUGAAUGUGAAAUGGACAUGUACAUGAGACGGAAAUGCCAAGAGUGUCGACUGAAAAAGUGUUUAGCUGUUGGUAUGCGGCCCGAAUGCGUUGUACCGGAAACACAAUGUGCAAUCAAACGGAAAGAGAAGAAAGCACAAAAAGAGAAAGACAAACAGCAGAUACCACCAUCGUCGGUGGUUACCACUACAGAUACCUAUAAAAGUGAAAUACCAUCACUGAUGAAAUGUGACCCACCUCCACAUGCCGAGUGCACGCAACUUUUAUCACAAAAAUUACUGGACGAGAAUCGAGCCAAACAUGUUCCUGCUUUAACAAACAAUCAAUUAGCUGUAAUUUAUAAAUUAAUUUGGUACCAAGAUGGAUACGAGCAACCAUCUGAAGAAGAUCUGAAACGAAUAAUGAUAAAUUCGCCGGAGGAUAGUGAAGAUCAGCAUGAUGUAAAUUUUCGACACAUAACCGAAAUUACCAUUCUGACAGUUCAAUUAAUUGUUGAGUUUGCCAAAGGCUUACCAGCAUUUACCAAAAUACCACAAGAGGAUCAAAUCACCUUGUUAAAAGCUUGUUCCAGUGAAGUAAUGAUGUUACGUAUGGCACGUCGUUACGACGCCGAAUCAGAUUCCAUUCUAUUCGCCAACAAUCGCACCUACACCCGAGACUCCUACAUAAUGGCUGGCAUGGCGGACACAAUAGAAGAUUUAUUGCAUUUCUGUCGACAGAUGUACUCGAUGACCGUGGACAAUGUGGAAUAUGCGCUGCUAACAGCCAUCGUGAUAUUUUCGGAUCGACCGGGUUUGGAGCAAGCUGAUCUAGUACAAGCCAUUCAGAGUUAUUACAUUGACACGCUGCGGAUAUACAUUCUGAAUAGGCAUGGUGGUACAACGAAAUGUAUGAUAUUGUUUGCGAAAUUGUUGUCCAUUUUAACCGAAUUACGAACAUUGGGCAAUCAAAAUUCCGAAAUGUGUUUCUCACUCAAAUUGAAAAGUAAGAAAUUGCCGCGAUUUUUGGAAGAGAUCUGGGACGUACAAGAUAUACCACAAACAAAAGUUGUCACAACAAACGGGAGCCAAUCAACGGAAUAGUAAUUUUUUGCUCCUCCAGAACGAACCGAAACUUUCAUUCGAGGUUUUUUUUUCGUAUUCGUCUCAGAGGUUCUUGUGUUCUUUCGGUUUUGUUUCUUUUUACAGUUAUGGGAUUAGAAAUUCGAUCGUUGUGUGUGCGGCUUUGAUUCAAUUCAUUCCAUCCACGAGAUAUCAAUAUUACGUGCGGGCGCAUGGAUAGGUAUGAAUAUCGUCGAUAUUACACGUGGAAUGAAUAAAAGAAGUUGAUUAGAUUGACGAGAUAUUGAAUUGAACCCUAUCUUUCUUUCUUUAAAAUUCAGAAAUUUAGAAAUUCUUAAAGAGUUUUAUGGAAUGGAAUCUUCACGAAUUGAAUUCAUGAAGAUAGACCCUGAAUUGGACAAACAUUUCGAGCGAUUUUUGAAAAUCAACGAGAAGACUUAUCUUCUUGGCUGUCAAAAAUCUUUCGAAAUGUUGAUCCACACAGUUCAGCUCAAUACGUAAUCUGUCUUUUUUACUUCUUUGGCUUGAAAUUCCAUUACAACGAUGGACGUUAUAUGAUUCCAUAACUGUAAUUCUUAAUGUUGUGCUGCUAUAUUCAAUACGCAUGGAAACAGUAACAGUACUAUCGUGUAGUCUCGUUCGCGAUAAAAAUGAUUGGAUUUUCACUUUAGUAUGAAACGAAAUUUUAAAAUGCAAAGGGAAAGAUAAAGAACCUAUAAAUAUGACUGGAGCCUUGUUUCAUAUAAAAAGAGAGAUCUAAAAAAUCUCCCAGUUUUUUAUUUGCAUUUUCAUUUUUAUUGAAACAAUCAGAAAUUGUAGAAAAAUUAAAACAAACAAAAAUUCUAUUCAAAAACCAACAUUACAAAAAAUGAAUAUUGGCUCCUUAUCGUUUGGCUGUGACUUGUUAGUAGAACGCUAAUUUUAAAUAUUUAAACAUUUAAGGAUUACAAAAUGGAAGUCUAUAAAAAGAGAGAAAAUAGUUUAUUUGAAGAGAGUGUGGUAUAAAUAUAUAUAUAAAAAAGCAAAAAAAUAAUAAUGAAAAUAUGUGUAAGGAAAAUGACCACAAAAUUAUUAUUAUAAAGAUAAAAACCAAUAAAAGAAAUAACAUUAAAACAGAAGAAGUAUAAAUGGAAAAUCUAAUAUAAAUUAUU
Messenger RNA from Bradysia coprophila, 4748 nucleotides. It is a transcript of the gene EcR, whose product is annotated as Ecdysone receptor. The record is from RefSeq and is a predicted model, not a curated record. Gene Ontology annotation, biological process: cell differentiation; negative regulation of transcription by RNA polymerase II; positive regulation of transcription by RNA polymerase II. Gene Ontology annotation, cellular component: RNA polymerase II transcription regulator complex; nucleus. Gene Ontology annotation, molecular function: nuclear receptor activity; ecdysone binding; RNA polymerase II cis-regulatory region sequence-specific DNA binding. NCBI's taxonomy places the organism in Eukaryota, Metazoa, Arthropoda, Insecta, Diptera, Sciaridae.